This is a messenger RNA of Coffea eugenioides, 1994 nucleotides long. Its product is annotated as protein PHYTOCHROME KINASE SUBSTRATE 3-like. Bases 197 to 1636 code for a protein of 479 amino acids. The record is from RefSeq and is a predicted model, not a curated record. NCBI's taxonomy places the organism in Eukaryota, Viridiplantae, Streptophyta, Magnoliopsida, Gentianales, Rubiaceae. The transcript has 2 exons. Gene Ontology annotation, biological process: phototropism.
CUCAAUUGAUCAGAAUUUGUAUGGUAAACAUUCAUCAUAUUUUCUUUUCUUUCUCCAAGCAUCCUCAACUUUCCAAUCAUCUAUCUUUUGUACUUAGUUUGUUACAACUUCAUUGAUGUCCUAGCUUCCUUUGUUCACUCAUCCCAUAAGCUUUCGAAAAGGAGUAAUCAAGCAUCAAAACUAAACUUCGCAGAAAAUGGAGGCAGAAGAUAAUCUAGCCAACCUUCGAGUUGCAUCAUUUUCUUACUACCUUAAGCCUGGUGAUCAAGAAAGCUUUGUGCAGAAGAUCAGUACUCGUAAGGAGGAUCCUCUUCCUGCAGUCUUAUCACAGGAAACUUCAAUUCCAAUAACUCCAGGAAGAGCAAUGCCUCCUCUCAUCAGACCGCCUCAAAGUUUCAACUUCUCACACCCUAUCAACAUAAGCCAAGAUAAUACUCUCUCCAAUCACCGUUUUGCUGCUUCAUUUUCUCCUCAUCAUCUCAAUGGUGCACAAGAAAACUUCGUAUUUACUGUCAAGGCGCCUGUUCAUGAUCUGAAUGGAGAAUUAUUUCUGCCCCGAAUAUCUCCAACACAUGUUGAAAGAACAAAUUCAACGGAUAAUGGUGAAAUCGGAGUCUUUGGUGCGGACAAAUACUUCAACACGAGACUGGAUUAUGCUGCCAGGAUGAAGCCUGAAAACAGAAAUGAAGUACCAGUUGAUGUUCCUGUGGUAAAACCAAACUUAAGGCCAGGAACUCCUAGUACAUCUUCUGAAGCAACUAGCUGGAACAGUCAGGCUGCACUUAUACGGAAUCUUUCUCAAAACGUCGCUAGAGCAAGGCCAAGAAAGGCAAUUGCAAGGAGAAUUUUUGGCUCGUUGGGUUGCAGCGGACCUUGUUUGGGUAAAGGAGCCGUGCACAUGGCAGAAAAUCCAGGAGAAGACAUUGGAAUAGCGUCUGAAGAAAAAGUUUCUCAACCAGGAUCAAAAAGAAUAGAUAGUAACCAUUUUGCGUUCCCUAUUCUUAAUCCCGAUGAGGCUCAAAAUGUGACUGUUAAGAAGCAGUUGGAUCAUGAGGAGAAAUUGGAAGAUUAUCCCCGAAGAUCGCUGGAAGUAUUUGGCUAUGAUAGAAUGAAAAAGGGAGACAUAGCAACAAAUUUGGCUAGGAAACUUUCCAUGCUAACAUGGGAUGCUAUUCCUAAAGCCCCAAAUCUUCCAACUACUACAGUUGGAAGUAUAACAAUAGGGGAUGACAUGACUAGUGAUGCUAGCUCGGAUUUAUUCGAAAUUGAGGACAUAUCUGGCGCUGGAUAUCCAAUCUUGACUACGGAAGCAGCUGACAAUAUGUCUGCAGGUUGCGUGUCUCCACCAACACAAUAUGCACCAAGCGAGGCCAGCAUCGAGUGGAGCGUUAUCACGGCUAGUGCUGCAGAUUUUUCAUCUGUCAUUUCAGAUUAUGAUGAAAAGAAUAUUGCCAUUUCAGGUGACAUGAUCCAAUCAAAUACAGUUAACAGAAACUCUAGUAUACAAAGUCCAGCGGGCAAAGAGGCACAAAAAAUCCGCCCUGGCGGACUUUUGGGAUGCAAGAGUCAGAAAGCAGUGAAUGUUGCUGAAACUGUGCACAAGACAAGGGUGGAAAGAUUGUUCCAGAUUCCAUAGUUGAGGGUCAUCCAUGUUUUGGAGCAUAUACAAGGAAACAAAGGCCAUUUGGCAAGACGAAGUUGCCCUACUAUGCAGCCAACAUAUCUAUGUAUUCCUUGCUCAGUAUGUAUCCAUGUCAGAAACCCUGAAGGCCCUACAGAAAACAUAAUCUUGCAUGCUUUUUUAGACACUUCCCGAACCCCCUAUUUAUUGUUAACAACAGAUUCUUGAUGUCUCACAAAUCAAGGAGGUUUCUAGCCCUCCUUUUUUUAAAAAAACAUUUUUUGGUUUUGUUUUCACACGGUUAGAUGCGCCACAUGCAUUGUGGAACUAGCUAGAAUAAAUGAGUUCGAACAGGGAAAGAUGAACUUGGAUU